This is a messenger RNA of Mya arenaria, 2902 nucleotides long. Its product is annotated as baculoviral IAP repeat-containing protein 3-like. Lineage: Eukaryota; Metazoa; Mollusca; Bivalvia; Myida; Myidae. Gene Ontology annotation, cellular component: cytoplasm; nucleus; spindle microtubule. Bases 273 to 836 code for a protein of 187 amino acids. The record is from RefSeq and is a predicted model, not a curated record. Gene Ontology annotation, biological process: regulation of cell cycle. The transcript has 6 exons.
UACAUGCAUUCAACGGGGUCAACUUUUACGUCACGAUGGCUAGAUUUGAUGUUGCGCUUCAGAUUAUCGUUUUACUUGCGUGUAUGCAACACACAGUAUAAUUAUUUUAUGUAUGAUAUGAGUAAAAAUGAUUUAUAGUUUGUGUCACUUCUUAAAAAAUAUCGGACACUAAAGACCCAUGGGUGAUUUGAAUGAUGAAAUAUGUAAAGUGAACUUCUAGAUAUUUGAUUAAUGAACUACUGAUAUUUCCAGAGAAAACACAAAUACUAACGAUGAAGCCAACACCGACAUCGAAAGAUUCCGGUUUAAGUGAACGGCAGAAAAACUUCCAGGGCUACAUAAACACAACAAGGACAAGUCGUGGGUUUAUUUAUUGCAACCCGCUUUUUGUUCCAGCCGGACAGGAUUUUGACCGGAAUCAGGGAAACCAAAGUUGUCACGAUUCUACAAUCUUAAGACCCGAGUACGCAAGCUAUAAGGCGCGAUUGGCAACAUUUAACGACUGGCCGGAAGCGGAGUCUCAGAGGCCGCAGCUGCUGGCUAAAGCUGGGUUCUACUAUACAGGGUUCGCCGACAAGGUGUUUUGUUUUGCGUGUGACUGUUGUCUGCGGCAGUUGGAAGAAGGAGCAGAUCCUUGGGUUCAGCACUGCCGUGAGUGUCCUUUUGUCAAGCCCACCGAGGGGGAUGAGUGCAUUGAUGAGAAAAAGGCGUCUAUUCAUCAAGCAAAGGAGCUUGAAGAAGCGAACAAUUUAGAUGCAGACAUUUUGACACACAACAGAGAGCACGAUCACCCACUGCAACGUUGUGACGUUAAUGAGGCCACACUUAACAAAUAGUUUGUUUGGCGUUAUCCGACCGACCCACAAAAAUACCCGCGACAUGAAAGUUGUCAUAUUUUUUGUUUUCGUUUUUCAUUAGGUAAUAACGGGUGAAAAAGUACAACAUACACAAUAGGAACGAUCUUCCUACCUACAUGUACAAAUGUGGGUCGGGUAGCGCCAAACAAACUAUUUAGUAAUUUUGGUUGAGCGUAAAUGGUAUGAACUGCCGUGUAGAUACCAUCGGAUAUGCUGUGAAGGCGCUAGCAAAGCAAACAUGAUGCCACGGUGUGUCAAAUGUGUGCCCAGUCUGUCAAAGAAAUCUCAGACUGCCAUGAACAUUCGGGUGCUUUUAUGGAAUAAGCUCCACCAUUCAGCUUGAUCCCCGCGUCAGUUUUGUUACUUUUUGUUCUACAUUUUGCACAGACAAACACAUACGGAAAGUGAACAUUCUAUCAGAAUAGUGAUAUUUUUAAUGGAUAUGUACAUGGCUUAUACAGUCAUUGUUGUGUUAAUCUUAAUCAGUAUUAACCGUGGAAAUAAGAUAUUCACUUCAACUUUCAAUGUAAAUGCAAUCUACAUUAUCUUAUUACAAUAGUGUUAUUUUUUUCCAAAACAAUUACCCUUUUGGAAUUACUCUGUUAUUAAGAUGAAAUGCCCUCCUGCAUGCAUCCCUAGGUACGGUAAUUGAGUUUGAAGCAGUGGUAAUGUUGUGUGAAAUGAGGUGACAUGGCAUGAAAUAUAUAUUAAAAUCUAGUCAUGAUGACGGGUCAUUAUGGUUGAUUAACUGUGAUAGCCUUAAAUACGAUGUGAUACAAUGUAUAUUCAGUGCACUCAAAUAUAGGUACUUUAAUGUCGACAAUGAUAAUGUAUUGAUCUCUUGUACACACUCGGGCCUGUUUGACAUAUGAAAUAAGAACAAUACGAUGUAAUGUAUACGGCCUGGAGAAAAAAUGGCGCUUUCAUUUACUAGAGGUAUGACGGCAAAGCGCGAGCACACCAUGGCACAAUCAUGAAACAGUUAUGAGAAAGAUUGCUCUUUGACCUUAAAUGGAAUUGGUGGAAAGUUGAUGGCUAUGCAUGACAUUGUUUUCAAACAAGCCAAAAAAGUAACUGACCAAAUUUUCUGUGUGUGACCUUGAUCUUUGAAAGUUGUGAACUAUUUAGGUGUCGUAUCCAAUUAUACCGGUAACUUAAGCCUAAACCAAGAACACUUGAUUUGUAAAGCACCUAUGGCACUGAAUAAUUUAUUUUGUAAAUGCCAUUGUUAUGACCAUCAACCUAAUUUGUAUAUUAUUUUAUACAUUUAUUUAAAUCUUGAAUUUAUUCAUCUUGAAUCAUGCAGAAUAUGUUUGAGGUACACCAAAUCCAAAGAGUUAAAACGAAUCAAUUUAUGACUUUGUAAAAUAUUACUGUCACAACUUAUUCCUUCAAUGCAAGUGCAUUUGGAGAAUUAGGAACAUACCCAUUAUAUAUACAAAGAUAAGAGAUUUAAGAUUAAGACAGGUCUAGAAUUUUAAACGAGUUUAGAUAUCUUGUUAAAAAGUUAAAGAAUCUUAUUUUGUUGAUUAUGACUGUCCUUACAUUCACUUCGUUUUCAAACUGUUAAAAAGGCCAGAAAUUUUACAGUUGCAAUGCAGUUGAUAUGGAAGACGAAUUUUUUAUUUCGGUCCUUAAUACAACAAUAUUUAAAGAAAAUAAUAAUUUACAAGUUCUAUUUCGUUCGAUCGUCUGUGUUUAAGGUUAUGCAACUGUUUCAAUCCAAAAAAAGAAUGGAACAGUUUAAAAAUGUUUAUUUGUUCUGGGGUCUCUUAAAGAAAGAGUAUUAUAAAUAUCUGGUGGUAAUUGAACUCAGCUAAUUCAACUUUUUUAUUUGCUAUCGAUUAAUCAUAUAUAAUCAUGAUAAACCGGUUUUAUAAAAAAAAAAAACAUGUGUGAUUUGUGUGUGUUAUGUUUUGCUUUCUUGUAUGUAUAUAUUCGUUUGUUACUCUGUACAUACACAAUGAAAUAUGUAAUGUUAUAUAUUGUAUUUGUUGUUGACGAUGUACAAUGUACGAGUUGGAAAUAAACUGUAUGUGUAUGUG